CGAGGAAGCAGAGCGUCAUGUGUGGUGCUCGCGCCGUGCGGGAGACAGUAUAGCGGACGCAUCCAACACUCCGACGGGACAAACAACACAUUUACAUAUUCAUUAACCGCAAAGUCCGACGCCGGUUAAUUAACAAGACCGCGAGGAUGGCCGCUUUAACCAGCGCGGAGCUGUGCGUCAAAUACCUGCUCUUCAUCUUCAAUUUCGUCUUCUGGCUUGCAGGUACAGGAGUGCUUGCCGUUGGUCUCUGGCUGCGUUUCGACUCCAAGACAGCAGGACUGUUUGAAGGAGAGGACUCCCCCUCAGUGUUCUUCACCGGUGUGUACAUCCUGAUCGCGGCGGGUGCUCUGAUGAUGGUUGUGGGCUUCCUGGGAUGCUGCGGAGCCAUCAAGGAGUCACCAUGCAUGCUGGGAUUGUUCUUUUUCUUCCUGCUUCUCAUCUUUGCUGUUGAGGUGGCCGCUGGGAUCUGGGGCCUCUCCAACAGAGACCGAGUAGUGGAGGAGGUGACAGAGUUCUAUAAGCAGACAUACAACAACUACAAAAACACCAAACAGGAGGCUCUGAAGGAGACCCUGCGUCUCAUCCACUUUGGGUUGAACUGCUGCGGACCCACGGGGACGGUGAUUGAUGCUGCCAAAGACAUCUGCCCAAAGAAGGAGGGAUUGGAGGUCCUCAUCACAACGAGCUGUCCUGUUGCCAUCGAUGAAGUGUUCAACAGCAAACUGCACAUCAUCGGAGGAGUGGGCAUCGGCAUCGGAGUCAUCAUGAUCUUUGGAAUGAUCUUCAGCAUGCUCCUUUGCUGUGCCAUUAAGAGGUCCAGGGACUUUGUCUGAAUACACAUCACAAUAACACAAACUGAAGAAAUCCACCAUGUGCCAUUAACCCACCUGUCCAUAUCACUGAGUUCCCUGCUUUACCAUUCCCUGUGUAGUUUACAAUAGUAUUUCAGUUGUAAUCCAGUACUUUGUAAUAAUAAUCUAGUAGUUCAGUCCUCGGCUCCAUACUAGAUGGACAAAGUAACCUGUGAUGGUAUGGAGCCUGCGUGGUGCUUGUGUAUUUUCCAGUCGGGGUCAUACAUAGGAUCUUACCAUGAGGCUAGUGUUUUGUUUUUUGUAAAGGUUGUUUUUGUUCCUCCGUGUAAAUUAAAUAAAAGGAUCUUUGUGUUAGGAUUUUAGGGAACCCGAGUCUUA
Messenger RNA from Lampris incognitus (smalleye Pacific opah), 1190 nucleotides. Its product is annotated as CD9 antigen-like. NCBI's taxonomy places the organism in Eukaryota, Metazoa, Chordata, Actinopteri, Lampriformes, Lampridae. Bases 147 to 833 code for a protein of 228 amino acids. The transcript has 8 exons. Gene Ontology annotation, cellular component: membrane. The record is from RefSeq and is a predicted model, not a curated record.